Molecule: messenger RNA, 1272 nt
Organism: Botrytis sinoallii
Lineage: Eukaryota; Fungi; Ascomycota; Leotiomycetes; Helotiales; Sclerotiniaceae
Exons: 2
Coding region: 1-1272 (423 amino acids)
Biological process (GO): mitochondrion organization; phospholipid transport
Cellular component (GO): ERMES complex; endoplasmic reticulum
Molecular function (GO): lipid binding
Source: RefSeq, a predicted model, not a curated record
AUGACAAUCCCGGCUCCCAUUCCAGACAAGGCUGAAUCCUCACUCUCAUUUACCCAAGGACUACUAUUAGGCCAACUCUCCAUCGUCAUUCUCAUCGGAGCUUUCAUCAAAUUCUUCAUCUUUGGCGAUCCUCCCUCUCCAGACGUAUCCGCUGCUCUCCGGGCCACAGAGCGCCGUUCCCGAACCCUCGCACACAAAAGAUCUCUCCUCACUCUCCGCAGCUCAACACCACGCCAUGCUUCACAACCUCUCAAUCGCAAACGCUCUAGCGUUCUGAGGAACCCGGCGCCGUUGACUACCAAUGCUAUACUGAGUAAAACAUACUACAAUGUGGAUAGUCAUCAACCGGAAAGUCUGGAUUGGUUCAAUGUGUUGAUCGCACAAACGAUUGCACAAUUUCGCGCGGACGCGCAGCAUGACGAUGCGAUUCUUACUAGUCUGACGAAGGCGUUGAAUGGGGGGAAUCGCCCCGAUUUUUUGGAUGAGAUUAAAGUCACGGAAUUGAGUCUGGGAGAGGAUUUCCCGAUUUUCAGUAAUUGUAGGGUGAUUCCGGUAGAUGAGGAUGGGAUGACGUUGGGGAGGGAAGGAGGGGCUGCGGGGAGAGAGCAUGGAAGGUUGCAGGCUAGGAUGGAUGUGGAUUUGAGUGAUUUUAUCACGUUGGCCGUGGAAACGAAGUUGCUGCUGAAUUAUCCGAAACCGCUGGUUGCGGUGUUGCCGGUGGCGUUGGCGGUUUCGGUCGUGAGGUUUAGUGGGACUUUGUCUAUCUCGUUUGUCCCGGGAAGUCCGUUGAAUGGGAGUCCUACGACGCUGGCGUUCUGUUUCUUGGAUGAUUAUAGACUGGAUCUUUCGAUACGUAGUUUGGUGGGGAGUAGAUCGCGGCUGCAAGAUGUGCCGAAAAUUGCGCAGUUGAUUGAGGCGAGGUUACAUACUUGGUUUGAUGAACGCUGUGUGGAGCCGCGGUUUCAGCAAAUUGAACUUCCGAGCUUGUGGCCGAGAAAGAAGAAUACGAGGGGUGGAGAGGAUUUGGAUACGGGGUCUGAUGCGGGGGGUAUUGGGAGGGCGAGGAGUAGAGAUGUGGAGAGGGAUUUGCGGGAGGAGGCUAGGAAGGAGGUUGAGGCCGAAACGGGAGUUAGAGUGGGGAGGAGUAGAUUGGGGGUUAGUUUGGAUGUGCCAGAUGAGGGGAGUGAGGAUGGAUUGAGGUUUAGGAGGAAAAGUAGGGGGAGAGAUGAAUAUGCUAUGCCGGGGAGUAUGCCGGGCUUGAGUAUGACGUAG